CUCGACAUCAUCAGCUCGAUCUCGAUGCUCGACCAACGGGACUCUUGGUUCGCAAUCACAAUGUUGUCCCGCUUCCCAUUUCCCUGUUGACGGUUGAAGCAUCCAGAGACCCUCGAAAGCGUACGCCUUGCUCCUCACGACUCUCGCGUGCUUCCGAGACCACUGCAUUCUUCCAGCUGCAUCUUCCCACCUCGACACUUCUCCCGUUCAGCCUCGAAAUGGCCUGCCCCGCUUCCAACGUGCAAGGGCGCAUAGUCUGGGAGCCCAAGCGUGUCGAAGCGACACGCAUGGACGCAUUCCGUCGACACGUUGCCCAAAAGCGCAGCUUGCGGCUGGACAACUACGACGCCUUGUGGCAGUGGAGCGUCACGCAUCCUUGCGAGUUCUGGGCAGACGUGUGGGAUGAGGUGGACAUCAUAUCGAGCGGGCACGAUGAUGGGAAAGGAGUCAGGUGGGAGAGCGUACUUAGAGAUGCCAAGGCGCCCAUCUACCCUCCUCCCAGAUGGUUCGAAGGCGCUCGCCUAAACUUUGCAGAGAAUCUCCUGCGUCAUCGAGGAGACUCCAUAGCGUUGAUUGAGGCAUGCGAACCGAGCCCUGGCGGAGAGGAAUCGAGAAAGGACGUCUUGUUGACGCACGACGAAGUGUUCCAGCAAGUGGCGGAUUGCGCGCGGUCUUUGCGCAAAUCGGGAGUGCAAAAGGGAGAUUUCGUUGCUGCCUAUGCGCCGAACUGCAUCGCUACCAUUGUGGCCUUCUUGGCUUGCAGCAGCAUCGGAGCGGUUUGGAUUUCUUGCGCUGCAGAUUUCGGACCGGAAGGUGUGCUGGAGAGGCUGAAUGCCGUGAGGCCCAAAGUGCUGUUCACGUGCGAUGGGGUCAGGUACAACGGAAGGGUACAUGCGCACGCAGAAAAGGUCAAGCAGGUCCUUGGGGGAUUGCAACAGAGCGGCUUGAAGUUGGAUCUGCUUGUGGAGGUGGACUACGUCGGAGGAUUGCAGCCGCUGCUAGGGGCGACGCAGUGGAAAGAAUUUCUGAGGAAUGGCAUGGGAGAAGCGCAUAUCGCUUUCGAGCAGCAAGACUUCAAUGAUCCUUGCUGGGUGCUGUUUUCUAGCGGUACAACAGGCAAACCCAAAGCCAUCACCCACAGGCUUGGCGGGAUGCUGCUGCAGCUCAGCAAGGAGCAUCUCAUUCACGGCGGCCUGAACGAGAAGGACGUCUUUUUUCAGUACACUACGCCCGGUUGGAUGAUGUGGAACUUCCUGGUUGGAGCCAUGGUAGCUGGUUGUCCGCUCGUGCUGUACGAGGGCUCGCCACUCAAGCCAGCCUCGGUGUUGUGGGACUUGGCCGCGAAGUACGGCAUCACCGUUCUUGGUACCUCGGCCGCUUAUCUGGGUGCCCUGCAGAGAUCCGGAUACAACCCCAAAGCGGCGCUUGGUGACAAGCUCAAAGUCAGACAGGUGCUUAGUACAGGAAGUCCAUUGAGGGCCGAGCUUUAUCCUUGGAUCAUUGAGAAUGUGGGGGACGUGCUCAUUGGAAGCAUCACUGGUGGAACUGACAUAUGCUCCCUAUUCGCGGGCCACAACGAGGCGCUACCUGUCCGGGCAGGAGAGCUGCAAGCACGGAAUCUCGGCAUGAACGUGGAUGUGGUGGAUCAGGAUGGCAAGUCUGUACCUCGUGGCGGCGAAGGAGACUUGGUCUGCAAGAGCCCAUUUCCAGUUCAGCCUCUUGGCUUCUGGGGCCAAGAUGAGAAGAGGUAUUUUGAAAGCUAUUAUGCUACGAUUCCCGGCGUUUGGUAUCAUGGAGAUCAUGUCAGUCUCACACUCAAUGGAGGUUUGGUCAUGCUAGGCCGAAGCGACGCUGUGCUCAACCCUGGCGGGAUUCGAUUCGGCUCAUCGGAGAUUUACGAAGUGCUGGAAGCCAACAAGCACGUACCCCCACUAGACACGAUCGUUACGAGCGUAGCUGCCGCUCUCAAGCUUCCAACGGGCGACGACGAAGUCGUGGUGCUCCUUCUAGUCCUGCAGUCCGACUGCCAGGCUGCAAAAGACGGGAAAGCUUUCGAAGAGCUGGUCAAGAGUGUCAGGGGCGUCGUCAGGAGUCAGAGAAGUGCAAGACAUGUGCCUCGAUUUGUCAGGCGUGUACAGAAUGUGCCGUUGACUCUGAAUGGAAAGCUCUCGGAAGUGCCAGUCAAGAAAUUACUCAAUGGCGCGUCGCUGUCCAGUGUCAAUUCUUCAACGCUUCAAAAUCCGGUACGUUGCAGUGACAUGCCACAGAGGCGCUGUGCAUCCCAUAUAGACGACUUUGCGCAGCUUGUGUUUCCUGAUAUUGAUCGAGCAAAAUUCCGCUUCUUUCUGACAGGCUGUCCUGGAAGAAUAUGUAGAGAUUGGACAAGAACUCAGGC
Messenger RNA from Ceraceosorus guamensis, 2395 nucleotides. Its product is annotated as acetoacetate-CoA ligase. The record is from RefSeq and is a predicted model, not a curated record. The transcript has 10 exons. Gene Ontology annotation, molecular function: acetoacetate-CoA ligase activity. Lineage: Eukaryota; Fungi; Basidiomycota; Exobasidiomycetes; Ceraceosorales; Ceraceosoraceae. Gene Ontology annotation, cellular component: cytosol. Gene Ontology annotation, biological process: lipid metabolic process. The annotation marks the transcript as partial.